This is a messenger RNA of Loxodonta africana (African savanna elephant), 4478 nucleotides long. It is a transcript of the gene DNAJB1, whose product is annotated as DnaJ heat shock protein family (Hsp40) member B1. Gene Ontology annotation, molecular function: transcription corepressor activity; Hsp70 protein binding. Gene Ontology annotation, biological process: negative regulation of transcription by RNA polymerase II. Gene Ontology annotation, cellular component: cytosol. Lineage: Eukaryota; Metazoa; Chordata; Mammalia; Proboscidea; Elephantidae. The coding region runs from base 61 to 1083 and encodes 340 amino acids. The transcript is spliced from 3 exons. The record is from RefSeq and is a predicted model, not a curated record.
CCGGGCGGUGGCGGAGCCGGGGGACGGCGAGAGCGGGGCGGUAGGCCGUAGGUGGGGGCCAUGGGCAAGGAUUACUACCAGAUACUGGGCUUGGCCCGCGGCGCCUCGGACGAGGAGAUCAAGCGGGCCUACCGCCGCCAGGCGCUGCGCUACCACCCAGACAAGAACAAGGAGCCCGGCGCCGAGGAGAAGUUCAAGGAGAUCGCCGAGGCCUACGACGUGCUCAGCGACCCGCGCAAGCGCGAGAUCUUCGACCGCUACGGGGAGGAAGGCCUAAAGGGUGGCGGUCCCAGUGGCGGGAGCAGCGGUGGUGCUAACGGUACCUCUUUCAGCUACACGUUCCAUGGAGAUCCUCACGCUAUGUUUGCUGAGCUCUUCGGUGGCCGAAACCCCUUUGAUAACUUUUUUGGGCAGCGGAACGGGGAAGAAGGCAUGGACAUCGAUGACCCGUUCUCUGGCUUCCCCAUGGGCAUGGGUGGCUUCACCAACAUGAACUUUGGCCGUUCCCGCCCCACCCAGGAGCCCACCAGAAAGAAGCAAGAUCCUCCCGUCACCCACGACCUUCGGGUCUCGCUUGAAGAGAUCUACAGCGGCUGUACCAAGAAAAUGAAAAUCUCCCACAAGCGACUGAACCCCGAUGGAAAGAGCAUUCGCAAUGAAGACAAAAUCUUGACCAUUGAAGUGAAGAGGGGGUGGAAAGAAGGAACCAAAAUCACCUUCCCCAAGGAAGGAGACCAGACUUCGAACAACAUUCCAGCUGACAUCGUCUUUGUUUUAAAGGACAAGCCGCACAAUAUCUUUAAGAGAGAUGGCUCUGACGUCAUUUACCCAGCCAGGAUCAGCCUUCGGGAGGCUCUUUGUGGCUGCACGGUGAACGUCCCCACUCUGGACGGCAGGACCAUACCCGUCGUGUUCAAAGACGUCAUCAGGCCUGGCAUGCGGCGAAAAGUUCCCGGAGAAGGCCUCCCCCUUCCUAAAACACCGGAGAAACGCGGGGAUCUUAUUAUUGAGUUUGAAGUGAUCUUCCCUGAAAGGAUUCCCCAGACAUCAAGAACCGUACUUGAGCAGGUUCUUCCAAUAUAGCCACGUGCACUCCCCAAGGACUGAUUAGGGACCUUUCAGAGCUCAAGGAUUUCCAGAUUGUUCCACCAGUUGUGGUUCCGCAAGAGGGCGGGGAAGGCCUAGGGAGGGCUUUCGUACUGCUGAAUGUUUCCCAGAGAAUAUAUUACAAUCUUUCAAAGUCGUGCACUAGACUUAAGUGGUUUUUCGAGCGAUAGGGCGGCAGGUGGUGGGAACAGCAGGAACAGGUACUCCAGUUUGCCCAUCUGGGUCCUGCAGCCCUUCCCCUCCUCCUCUUCAGGCCCCGUCCAGGGGCAGAGGCCGACCCACGGCUGGACUUGAUCCGUCUAGUUCCUGUGCUUCCUUCUGGCUUUCCCACUGUCUUGUUUAUCAGACCCUGUACACUCCUCAGCAUCUGUUGUGUGCUCGGUUUGUGUUUUAUUUUGUGUUGUCUCCCAUGUCUUGCUGUCUCCCUGCAGAAUCGUGUCUUUUCCUUUGCCAUCUCAAAUUGAGAACCUAGACCAUUUCUGCAGAAUUGCCUAGCUGGCACCCACAAGCAAUACCUCUCGUUCCAGUAGGACCAAGGGAGCCGGCCUCAUGCCAGCAAGUUGCACCACAGCCUCCUACAAGAGUCUGGGGGCCCUGGAACCCUGAUGCUGGUGAGGCCAAGCGUGCUCAUUUAGGAGUCACACUCUUCCCUCUGUGUAAGGCAAUCUUUUGGCACACCUGGGCUUCAUGGGAGCCUGGGGAAUUUUUUGUUCCCUUCUGAACUAAUGGACUCUGGACUCUUUCAAAGGGAUCUGAUCCUUUUGAAUUUUGCACAGCCAGCCCUAGAUAUAAUCCCUUUUGAUAAAAGGGUCUUUGCUUCUGAUUACAGGAGCACUGUGGAACGUCUGUAAAUAUGUUUUUAUAAUUCCAUGUAAAGUUGGUGUGCACUCAUACAAAGCCAGUUCAGGACAGCUGCUGCUCUCUGUAUAGGGCCAUAUUGGAGUCUAGAAGAAACUUUGGGGGGUGGGGGGAGUUGGAACAAGUGUCUGUUCCCUGGAGGCCAGUCUGGUGCUCAGCCCUUUAGACUCAUUGUAAGUAGCCACUGCCAACCCAAGACUAAAGCCUGUGACUUGUCAUUGUACAGCGCAAAGGCAUUAAAGACUGAUGCGAAACCUCAGGGGAGCGGUCCUGCGACUCUGUUUGAGGGUACUGCUGGCUGGGGGCGGGGGGGGGGCAUGGGCUGGGCAUCUCUCCAGCCACAGCCAGGGCUGGAGGGAGUGGUCACUUAACAUUUGGGGAGGGUGAGCAGGCAGAAGGACUCAUCUGCACUGGAGGAGAAAGAAGUCUCCCUGGACCAGGUCCAGACAUCCAAAGAGGCUUGAGUGCCUUGCAUUUACAGUUGUAUUUUUAGGAAAAGUUGAGGCCAGAGUUAAGGGGAGAGGACUGGGCCCCUGGGCUUCCCGUUCCUGUCCUUUGGGGGUCCCGACUCCCUCCUACCUGGUGAUGGGACUGAGAUCAAGGGGAGGUGCUUGCGGUGUAGUUCCCAUUCCCUCCUUUCCUGCUAAAACAGACUAGGUCUCAGGCAGGCCUGGCCCAACCAGAACUGGAGCCAGCCCAGGGCCAGGCCCACCAUGGAGAAGACCCACUUCCUGCCUCCACUCUGUUUGCUGCCCUCACUUGAUUUGCAGGCCACUGACCUAGCUUUUUUCUUUGUAACUUUUUUUAAGAACCUUGGUUUUAAUUGUAAGAUAAGUAAUUUCGAAUAGACUUGAGACAAUGUAUUGUUGCUUUGCUACAAAAUGUUUUAAAGUAAAAAUUUAUACUGUCUAUUUAAGUCCAACCAGGAGGUCCUUUCUCUUCCAACUGAAACAGUCCUACCACUGAAAACCAUCUAGGGGGCAGCAUUGCUAGCCAGUAGAAGUUUCUGUGACCAUGGGAAUGUUCUAUGUCUGCUAUUUGAUUUUAAAUUCUUUAAGAUUCAAUAAAAUUAGAAAUUCCGUUCCUCAGUUGCACUAGCCAUGUUUCGAGUGCUUGGCAGCCACACAUAGCUAGUUGUGACUGGCAGCGCAGAUGUAGAGGGCUUUUUCUUACUAAAGUGGUGGUUUUUUAAACAUGGCGGGGGGGAUGGGUGAUUCAGUGGCAGGAUUUUCGCCCUCCAGGCCUGAGACCAGAUUUGAUUCCUGGCCAGUGUACUGACCCUGGAGGGUUACAUGUAGCUAUGAUGCUGAACAGGUUUCGGCAGAGCUCCCAUACUAAGAUGAACUAGGAAGAAAGCCUUGGUGAUCUGAAAACCAGCCAGUGAAAACCCUGUGGAUCACAACGGUCUGAUCCACAACUGAUCAUGGCUUGGCAGUGUUUUGUUCCCUUGUGCAUGGGGUCACCAUGAGUCAGGGACCAACUCAAAUGACAGCUAAUAACAUUAACCCAGGAGACACCUAGUCAGAGGGUGGCCCUGGACUUUGAGAGCCAAAACGGACGUACUAAAAGACGUGUUCAGGACACGUCCUUAGGCACCAGGAUCACGGACAGUUUAGAACUGGCUCUGGCCUGGCCUUGGCCAGGUCUCAGGUCCCCAGGGCUGCCAUCUCUGGUGUCCGUUAUACGGCAGGGUCCCUGUGGAUGUCAUAGCGAAGCCUCAGACACAAACAUGCAUGAAACCUGCAUGUACACACAGUUCUGGGAAAUUUCCACAAUAUGCCAAGCAAUGUGCCUGGGUUGGAGGUGGUGAUGGGGGUGGGGGAGGUGGUAACUUUGGGGAAAAGUUCAUGGUAAAACAGGACAAGGAGGGAAAGUCUUCCCUUGGACAUGUGGGGUCCUGCCCAGGGACCACCGCUGGGCCUGAUUGUGUGCUUCUAGAGGUCUCUGGUGCCUAAAUGAGCCUGGCCUUCCCACCUCCUUGGCUUCCCUGUAGUACAUUUAUUUUUGUUUUCCCACACUACUUCUAAGCACUUGGCGGAGCACUUUCCGUGUAGGUAUGUACAGAGCUGCCUCGUUCUUUGCCCACCUACAUAAUCCAUUCUGCCAUCAGUGAGUGUUUUAUUUUUUGUGUGAGUUGGACAUGGUACAAAGCUGGAAAUGUACCCUUGGCCUGUGGGGAGAAGUCAGCCCCCCCUGCCCCAGCCUGCAGUUCUCUUCCCUGCCUACAGACAAACAUUUGCAUCACAGACUUUUUUAAAACAUUUUUAAUGCAUCCUCCAAGAAAGAGUCUGCUUACGUAAGCACCAGCGUAAUUUCUAAAUUUUCAGUUUCAUAUUUCGGUCGUGUAAUCACAGUACAAAACAAAAGUGUACACAGAGUGGAAAUCCUCCCUCCCUUCCUCCCUCCCUGAUACUUGGUUCCCUAGCACUGCUGUAACACAAAUACCACGGUGGUUGGCUUUAAAGAAAUGUAUUUUCUCACGGCCUGGAGACCAAAGGUCCAUAUCAGGGUCU